Spirodela intermedia is the source of this 531-nucleotide messenger RNA. The record is from the annotation of a GenBank genome assembly. Lineage: Eukaryota; Viridiplantae; Streptophyta; Magnoliopsida; Alismatales; Araceae.
AUGGUUCCCGAGAAGACGACGCCGCCGGAGAUCACCCUCCGGCGUAUGGAGCUCUCUGACGUCGACCACCUUCUUAUGUGGAUAGCAGACGAUCAGGUCAGUUACUUCACCCACUGGGAGACCCGCAGAACGCGGGAAGAAGCUAUGGAGUACCUCAAGAGCACCGUCCUCCCCCACCCUUGGUUCAGGGCCAUUUGCGUCGGUGGCACGCCCGUGGGCUUUGUGUCGGCCAGGCCGAAGUCCGGGAGAAACAGCUGCCGGGCAACGUUCUCAGGCUGCGUCGUCCGCAAGAACUGGAACCGGGGGAUCGCGACGGCGGCGUUGAGGCUGGCGGUAGCCACCGUCUUCGAGGUGUUCACCACGGUGCAGAGGGUGGAGGCGCUGGUGGCAGUGGAGAACGCGUCGAUGCAGAAGGCCCUCGAAAAGGCGGGGUUCACGAGGGAGGGGGAGCACCGGAAGUUCUACGCGACGAAGGGAAAGGUCUGGGACGUGGCGAGAUACAGUAUCAUCCGUGUAGAUCCCAAGCUCUGA